AACUGUCCACCAUUCCCGCGCCUUCCUCCCCCGAACCCUAACCCUCUCCAGCCGCCCAGCGCGAUGCCCUCUUCCUCCUCGUCCAGCCGUCGUCCAGGCGAGUGCGACGGAAGACGCGGCCUCCAUCCGCCUACGGCGCCGGUGCCGGCGGAGGAGACGAGGAACUGGGCGGAACUGCCGCUGGACGCGAUCUCGGCCAUCCUCCACAAGCUCGACCACGUCGACAUCCUGAUGGGACCCGGCCAGGUGUGCUGCUCUUGGCGCGGCGCCGCCCGCGACGAGCCCGAGCUGUGGCGCCGCGUCAACAUGCUAGGCCACGCCGACCUGGAGCACGAGAGCUCA
Triticum aestivum (bread wheat) is the source of this 342-nucleotide messenger RNA. RefSeq names its product F-box protein SKIP19-like. Lineage: Eukaryota; Viridiplantae; Streptophyta; Magnoliopsida; Poales; Poaceae. The annotation marks the transcript as partial. The record is from RefSeq and is a predicted model, not a curated record. The transcript has a single exon. Gene Ontology annotation, molecular function: protein binding.